AUGUAUAUCCCGGUUCGGGAAACUCAAUCCCACGCGGCCGGGCAGGAGGCACAUAAUCGCUCUGGAGGAUUGGAAUACUCGCCGCCAUGGGUUGCGGAAUUGCUUCACGAGGCUCGCCGGCGGCUCGACAUUGGUGCUGCUCUUCGAAAGAGGCAAUUCUCUAGUGGCGCCGCCGACGCGACCAAUGUUCAAAUCGGCAUCGCUCUAGGAGUCAUUCUGGGCGUCUUCCUCAUAGCUACUGGUGCUUUUCUUUACAUGUAUCGAUCCUCCGUCCGCUUUACCUAUCGGAAGCAUCGCCGCCAUCACUCCAAGUCGUCCAGGAGCUCGUCCAAGAGCGCGGAAUCAACACCGCCGCCGGCCCCGGCGCCUCCUCCUCCUCCUGCACCAGAGGCAGAGCCACCCAAGUAG
This is a messenger RNA of Metarhizium acridum CQMa 102, 408 nucleotides long. RefSeq lists its product as uncharacterized. Lineage: Eukaryota; Fungi; Ascomycota; Sordariomycetes; Hypocreales; Clavicipitaceae. The record is from RefSeq and is a predicted model, not a curated record.